Messenger RNA from Elaeis guineensis (African oil palm), 582 nucleotides. RefSeq lists its product as uncharacterized. The record is from RefSeq and is a predicted model, not a curated record. Lineage: Eukaryota; Viridiplantae; Streptophyta; Magnoliopsida; Arecales; Arecaceae.
AUGCUGACUCUAUGCAAGACGACCAUCCAUACCUUGCUGGACUUUUCUAACCACUCCACCGAAUGCCAGAAUCCUCCCUACUGCUGUCGGAAUAUCCCGUCCCCCGACGUCGAUGGCCUGCGCCUCCUCAUCGGAGACACCUCGAAGCUGCCGAACAUUGUCAAGUCCUCCGUUGUUGGCCCCGCAGGGAAGCCACCACACCGGACUGACCUCGGCACCCGCGACCUCCAUGACCUCGACCACAGCAACCUCCGCCUCUGCACUAAAAACCUCAGCUCCGAGAGCUGCGAGGACGGUAGGAUCGGGAUCAAAGAGAUCGGAGGAAGGAUGCCAGAGGAGGAUGAUCGGAGACCGGAGGCGCGGCCGUGGGGGAGGAGGAGGAGGCCACGAUGGUGGAGGGUGGAGGCAAAGUUCCUGCUACCACUACUAUGGCUGGUGGGGUGGGAUGGACGGUGGAGCCAGUUCAUGCAUGUGGUGUGGGAGGACAGUUGGAUCAUGCUUACGAAGUUCCGGAUCAAGCAGCCGAAGCUCCUUCGUGCCUCCUGUCGUGAAGAGAGGCGAAGAGGUCGAGGGAUGAAAUGA